AUGAACGGCAGACCCACGCAACGGAAUGCAUUCCAACGGUUGGAGAAGCUCGGUGAAGGCACUUAUGCAACUGUUUUCAAAGGGAGAAAUCGUCAGACCGGUGAGCUGGUGGCUUUGAAAGAGAUCCAUUUAGACACAGAGGAAGGCACUCCAUCUACUGCAAUCCGCGAGAUCUCUCUGAUGAAAGAGCUCAAACAUGAGAAUAUCCUCUCUCUUUAUGACAUCAUCCAUAUUGAGAACAAGUUGAUGCUCGUUUUCGAAUUCAUGGAUAGGGACCUGAAAAAGUAUAUGGAGAUGCGGGGUAACCAUCUCGACUAUGCCACCAUUAAGGAUUUUAUGCACCAACUACUGCGAGGUGUUGCAUUUUGCCACCACAAUAGUGUCCUUCAUCGGGACCUCAAACCCCAAAACUUGUUAAUAAAUGUUGGGGGUCAACUGAAGCUUGCGGACUUUGGUUUAGCACGAGCUUUUGGAAUUCCGGUCAAUGCAUUUUCGCAUGAGGUUGUCACUCUGUGGUAUCGUGCUCCAGAUGUACUUCUUGGAAGUCACAUGUAUAAUACCAGCAUUGAUAUAUGGUCUGCAGGAUGUAUCAUGGCUGAGAUGUACAUGGGACGUCCAUUGUUUGCCGGAUCCACGAAUGAGGAUCAACUGCAGAAAAUCUUCCGAAUUAUGGGCACGCCUUCAGAGCGUUCUUGGCCUGGGAUCUCACAGUUCCCCGAGUACAAGCCGAAUUUCCCUGUAUAUGCCACUCAGGAAUUGAGCCUCAUACUUCCACUGGCUGAUCAUGUGGGUCUUGAUCUACUUAAUCGCAUGCUGCAAUUACGGCCCGAAAUGCGGAUAAGUGCCGCUGACGCUCUCCGCCAUCCCUGGUUCAACGAUCUGCCCCAACUUCGAUAUCAGAUGCAAUAUCAGCCACAUUAUCAACAAAAUUAUCAACAAAGUUAUCAGCAAAAUCAUCAGCAAAAUCAUCAGCAAAAUUAUCAGCAAAACUAUCAGCAAAAUUAUCAGCAAAAUUAUCAGCAAAACUAUCAGCAAAACUAUCAGCAAAAUUAUCAGCAAAAUUAUCAGCAACAUUAUCAGCAACAUUAG
Molecule: messenger RNA, 1089 nt
Organism: Paracoccidioides brasiliensis Pb18
Product: CMGC/CDK/CDK5 protein kinase
Exons: 3
Coding region: 1-1089 (362 amino acids)
Biological process (GO): protein phosphorylation
Cellular component (GO): cytoplasm; nucleus
Molecular function (GO): ATP binding; cyclin-dependent protein serine/threonine kinase activity
Source: RefSeq, a predicted model, not a curated record